Molecule: messenger RNA, 315 nt
Organism: Prunus armeniaca (apricot)
Lineage: Eukaryota; Viridiplantae; Streptophyta; Magnoliopsida; Rosales; Rosaceae
Source: the annotation of a GenBank genome assembly
AUGGGUAGAGGUAGAGGAAAGGGAAAGAGGUUGACUGUCACCAAUCAUGACGAUCCUGGAAGUGAUGACAGUGAGAAUGGAAAGGCUGGUAUUGCAAGCAAGGAGAUCAAAAGCCCCUCUGUGGCAGAGAAUGGUAAGAAGAGGAAGCGGUACUCACAGGUGAAGGAGAAGUCAGAUUCGGUUAAGGAGGAAAAUGGUAUUGGGACACGAUCAAGCACCGAUGACUCAACUAAGUCUAAUGGAUUUCGGCAUAAUGGGAGCAGACGGAAAAACAAGCCCCGUCGAGCUGCUGAAGCCGGUGUUGAAUGCAAGUGA